UGUCGCCGGCGGCGGCGACGGAGACACGAGAGGAAAUAGAUGCAGACGCCCAAGAGCGGAAAAUGGGGCGGCGGCGGCGGGGGCGGGGCGGAGCUGACCCGGCAGCUGUCGUCGACGCAGGCGAGCCCGCGGUUCAGCUUCUCGAGCGCCAUCCUGCCGUCGCUGGGGGCGCGGAGCGAGCGCCACGUCCGGCUCCGGCGGUUCAUCGUGUCCCCCUACGACCGGCGCUACAGGCUGUGGGAGAACUCCCUCAUCCUCCUCGUGCUCUACUCCGCGUGGGUGACCCCCUUCGAGUUCGGCUUCGUCCCCAACCCCACCGGCGCGCUCGCCGCCGCCGACAACGCCGUGAACGCCCUCUUCGCCGUCGACAUCGCCCUCACCUUCUUCGUCGCCUACACCGACCCCAAGACGUUCCUCCUCCAGGACGACCCCCGCAGCAUCGCCUGGCGCUACAUCACCACCUGGUUCGUCCUCGACGUCGUCUCCACCAUCCCCACCGAGCUCUCCCGCCACCUCCUCCCUCCCGCGCUCCACUCCUGCGGCUUCCUCGGCAUGCUCCGCCUCUGGCGCCUCCGCCGCGUCGGCGCCCUCUUUACUCACCUUGAGAAGGACAGAAAGUUCAGCUACUUCUGGGUCCGAUGCGUGAAGCUCGUGUCUGUGACGUUCUUCGCGGUGCACUGCGCGGCGUGCUUCUACUACCUCCUCGCCGACCGGUACCCGGACCCGACGGACACGUGGAUCAGCGGCUACAUGCCGGACUUCCACAGCGAGAGCAUCUGGAGGAGGUACGUCGCUGCCAUGUACUGGUCCAUCACCACGCUCUCCACCGUCGGCUACGGCGACAUGCACGCCGAGAACUCCGGCGAGAUGAUCUUCACCACCGUCUACAUGCUCUUCAACCUCGGCCUCACCGCCUACAUUAUCGGCAACAUGACCAAUCUCGUCGUCCAUGGCACCAGCCGCACCAGGAAAUUCAGGGACAUGAUCCAAGCGGCGACGAGCUUCGCGCAGCGGCACCAGCUACCCAAGAGGCUGCAGGAGCAGAUGGUGUCCCAUCUCAGCCUCAAGUUCAGGACAAAUUCAGAAGGGCUCCAGCAGCAGGAGACGUUCGAGGCGUUGCCCAAGGCCAUCAGGUCAAGCAUCUCGCAUCACCUCUUCUUUGGCCUUGUCCAGAAUGUCUACCUCUUCCAGGGUGUCUCCAAUGAUCUCAUCUUUCAACUGGUUUCUGAGAUGACUGCUGAAUACUUUGCGCCAAGAGAGGAUAUCAUACUUCAGAAUGAAGCACCUGCAGAUUUCUACAUUAUAGUCACCGGUAGUAUGGACUUGAUAGAGCUUCAGAAUAGUAUAGAGCAGCUGGCAGGGAUGGCCAGGUCAGGAGAAGUCGUCGGCGAGAUCGGGGUCCUGUGCUACAGGCCGCAGCUCUUCACAGCAAGAACAAGAUCACUGUGCCAGCUCCUGCGCCUGGAACGGACAGCCUUCCUCAGGAUCAUCCAGUCCAACAUUGCAGAUGGAACAAUAGUCAUGAACAACCUUAUUCAGUAUCUCAGAGAGAAGAAAGACAUCAGUGCCAUUGCUGCAGUAACCAAGGAGAUUGAGGACAUGUUGGCCAGGGGCCAAAUGGAAUUCCCCAUCACACUCUGCUUUGCAGCUUCCAAAGGAGAUAGCUUCUUGCUGCAUCAGCUUCUGAAGCGUGGCUUGGACCCAAAUGAAUCUGAUCACUAUGGACGCACAGCUCUGCACAUAGCAGCUUCCAAUGGGAAUGAGAAAUGCGUCAGGCUGCUGUUGGAGAAUGGGGCUGAUUCCAAUUCUAGAGACCCAGAAGGGAGGGUGCCGCUGUGGGAGGCGCUGUGCAGGAGGCACCAGGCCGUGGUGCAGCUGCUGGUGGACGCCGGCGGCGACCUGUCCGGCGGCGACGCGGCGCCGUACGCGCGCGUCGCCGUCGAGCAGAACGACGCCGCGCUGCUGGGGGAGAUCGUCCGGCACGGCGGGGACGUGUCCGGGGCGUUCAGCGGCGACGGCGCCACAGCGCUGCACCGCGCCGUCCUCGACGGGAACGUCCCGAUGGCCAAGCUCCUGCUCGAGCACGGCGCCGACGCCGACGCGGAGGACGUCAACGGCCUCACCCCUCGGGCCGUCGCCGACCAGAGCGGCAGCGGCGACAUGCAGCGCGUGUUCGCGUCGCACCAAGACGCUCAUAAGACGAGGCCGGCUGCGCAGCGCCCGCCGACGGACCGCAGUGCCGCGGGGGGCACGGCGGCGAUCGUGCCGGGCUCCUCGCCGUCGUCGUCGCGGCGAGGGCGCACGUCCUCCUACUCCUCCACCGCCUCCGCGCGAAGCACGCCGCAGCGGAUGGCCAGCUUCCGCAACUCCCUCUUCGGCGUCAUCUCCUCCUCCCACGCGGUCCAUCACGACGGCGGCGGCCACAGGGGCGGCGGCGAGAGCUCGAGCUCGAGCGCGGGCUCGCAGCUGGUCAGGGUGGCCAUCUCUUGCCCGGAGAAGGGCGGCAGCAGCAAGCUGGUGUUCAUGCCGGAGACGCUGAAGGGACUCCUCGAGCUCGGCGCGGCCAGGUUCGGGUUCGCGCCGAGGAGGGUGGUGACGAGCGGCGGCGCCGACGUCGACGACGCGCGGCUCGUCAGGGACGGCGACCACCUCCUCCUGGUCACUGACCGGUGGGCCCCAGAAAAAGGAGCCACGGGUAGGAAUCAAUAGGGACCGUCCGAUCAAACACUCGCGGCCCAGAUAGAGGUGAGAGAAGAUGUAACAUAGGAAAAUUUGCACUAAGGCCCCCCUAAAAAGCUAUAUUUUAUUUUCAUUACUAGUCUCUAGAUGGGGUCGGGAUUUCUUUCUCCGACCUCUUUGAGCUUUCCUUACCGUUAGAUCGAUAUCCAACGGUGUAUAUUAUAAGAGUAAUACAAAUUAUAUCUUUAAAUUUCUAUAUAGUUUAUCGUAAGAGGAAGAUUGUAUAUUCCGUGUCGAUGUCAGUAUGUUGUUAAUAUAGUAUCUUAGAUACUAGGAUGGUAUAUAUGGUAUCACAUCUAGAGGUGGGUAUUUGGU
Molecule: messenger RNA, 3054 nt
Organism: Oryza brachyantha (malo sina)
Lineage: Eukaryota; Viridiplantae; Streptophyta; Magnoliopsida; Poales; Poaceae
Product: potassium channel AKT3
Exons: 10
Coding region: 40-2709 (889 amino acids)
Biological process (GO): transmembrane transport; potassium ion transport
Cellular component (GO): membrane
Molecular function (GO): voltage-gated potassium channel activity; protein binding
Source: RefSeq, a predicted model, not a curated record